AUGACAGAAAAUGUUAAUGCUGCUGUUGGGACCCAAGUUUCCAAUUUAGCUGCUAGCAGUACACAGAAUGAACUCAUUGAUUCCUCUCAUCCAUUCUUUAUUUCACCAUCUGAUUCUCCUGGCACACUGUUAACCAAUACAGUGUUUGAUGGCAGGAGUUUUGGUGGAUGGAAAAGAGGAAUGUGGAUAGCUUUAACAGCAAAAAAUAAAUCUGGUUUUGUUGAUGGAUCUACCCGAGAACCAAGUGCAGGAACUGACCUGCACAGAGCUUGGUCUAGGGCCAAUAACAUGGUCAUUUCUUGGUUAUUAAACUCUUUAUCUAGGGAAAUUUCAGAAAGUAUUUUAUAUUAUUCUACUUCGAAAGAUAUCUGGGCAGAAUUGGAGGCAAGAUUUGGCCAAAGCUCAGGUGCUAGGCUUUUUCAACUCCAAAAGGAGCUUAGUGACCUUACUCAAGGUGCAUGUGAUAUUGCAACUUAUUUUACCAAGAUGAAACGACUCUGA
Lycium barbarum (goji berry) is the source of this 501-nucleotide messenger RNA. RefSeq lists its product as uncharacterized. The record is from RefSeq and is a predicted model, not a curated record. Bases 1 to 501 code for a protein of 166 amino acids. The transcript has a single exon. NCBI's taxonomy places the organism in Eukaryota, Viridiplantae, Streptophyta, Magnoliopsida, Solanales, Solanaceae.